Molecule: messenger RNA, 877 nt
Organism: Drosophila yakuba
Lineage: Eukaryota; Metazoa; Arthropoda; Insecta; Diptera; Drosophilidae
Gene: Nubp2
Product: cytosolic Fe-S cluster assembly factor NUBP2 homolog 1
Exons: 3
Coding region: 75-857 (260 amino acids)
Biological process (GO): iron-sulfur cluster assembly
Cellular component (GO): cytosol
Molecular function (GO): ATP binding; 4 iron, 4 sulfur cluster binding; ATP-dependent FeS chaperone activity
Source: RefSeq, a predicted model, not a curated record
UGAUGGCACUUGUUGACCAAAAAGCAAUCCACGAUAUUGUAUUGAUUUCGGAAUAAACUGAAAAUCGUUUUAAAAUGCUAGAGAAGGUUAAAAAUAUUAUCGUAGUGCUAUCAGGAAAAGGCGGAGUAGGGAAAUCCACAGUAAGCACCCAGUUAUCUCUGGCACUGCGAAAAAACGGAUUCAAGGUUGGCUUGCUGGAUAUAGAUCUGUGUGGACCGAGUGUGCCAUAUCUACUGGGUCUGGAAGGACGGGAUAUCUUUCAGUGCGACGAGGGAUGGGUUCCUGUCUAUACGGAUGAAUCCCAAACCCUAGCGGUGAUGUCCAUUGGGUUUUUAUUGAAGAACCGCGAGGAUCCGGUCAUUUGGCGUGGCCCCAAAAAGACCAUGAUGAUCCGGCAGUUCCUUACCGAUGUCAGAUGGGAUGAGCUGGAUUACCUCAUUAUCGAUACUCCCCCCGGCACAUCGGAUGAGCACAUCACCGUAAUGGAAUGCCUGAAGGAGGUCGGAUGUCACGGAGCCAUAAUUGUGACCACUCCGCAAGAGGUGGCCCUGGAUGAUGUGCGCAAGGAGAUCACCUUUUGCAAGAAGACCGGCAUCAAUAUCUUGGGCAUUGUCGAGAAUAUGAGUGGGUUCGUGUGCCCCCAUUGCACCUCGUGCACCAAUAUCUUCUCAUCAAACGGUGGCGCCUCACUUGCAAAUUACGCCCAAGUACCACAUCUCGGAACUCUGCCCAUAGAUCCCCGAGUGGGCGUUUUGGCGGGAAGCACUACAUCCGUAUUGGAUGAGCUUCCGGAUUCCACGACAGCGGAGGUGCUGACUCACAUAGUUGAGAAGUUGAAAACGAUUUUCGUCUCCUGAAUAAACACAACCACGUAAAA